Messenger RNA from Cylicocyclus nassatus, 2868 nucleotides. Lineage: Eukaryota; Metazoa; Nematoda; Chromadorea; Rhabditida; Strongylidae. The record is from the annotation of a GenBank genome assembly.
AUGCCUCGCAUGGCAGAACGCAUUGCGGGCACUUUCGCAGGACCGGAUAACCCCCUCUCACGGGCUCACGACAAUUCGCUACCUCAUGUAAUUAUAAGUUCUCGUCCCGGUUCCAUCAUUUCGCAAGAUCUUUUAUCGCCAUCUCCACAGGAUAGCCGAAGGUACACCUUGGUUGAUACUGGUGACGGGGUGUUGGAAAUCAAAGGUGAAACAAAUGAUUUGCUUGACAUUAUUCAAGACGCUAAUAUGGACGGAGUUCGUCACCUCAAAGCAACGGACCCGUUGUCAAGAUACAUAUGGUGUUUUAUCAUCAUCAUAUUCGUAUUUCUUGCUCUUAUCCAAAUUCAUUCUCAAAUUAUGUUAUACUACUCGGGACCUGUGGCCACAAAUAUUGAGGCUCAAUAUCCUUCUACAAUUGCAUUUCCAACUGUGGCCUUGUGUAACAACAAUCAGUUCAGGCUGAGUUACAUUACCGGUGCUCGCAUACUCCACCGACGGGCACGUCCAAGCAAUGGAAAAUUGAAAUCCUUGUCAGGGAAGCCAAGAAACGUUUUCGAAGAGGUUAUAGAGCGAACUUGGGACAUGGACGCUAUACGUUUUCUUCGACAAGCUGCUCACUGGAAAUCUAGAAUGAUUCUGGGGUGUACCUGGCCCAAUGGAACAAGUUGUCGCCUAAGCGAUUUCAAGCCUGUAUGGACCCUAACAGGGUUAUGUUGGGCUAUCAAUACCGACCCCAUGAAUCCUUUGGAAGUUGUGGGAAGUGGUGUGGGACAUUCAAUCCGACUUCUCCUCAAUGUGGAAACAUAUGAGAGAGUCGACGCGUGCACCACACAUUUUCGUACAAAAGCACUUCCUGGUUUAAAGAUUCUCAUUUACAAUCAAACAACCGUACCCCUGACCAGCUACAAUGGUGUUAACAUUCCUUCCGGUUAUGCUAUGGAUAUUCGCUUCAGAAUGCAACAUCACAAUCGCUUACCCGGACAACACUGCACCACCGAGACAGCCGAGCACGUAGACGCUGAUAAGAGAUUCAACUCUUCUUCAAACGUUCGGACUUGCGAGUUGCGCAAAGCUCUAAGAGAAAUUGAGUACGAGUGCGAAUGUUCUAUGGCGAGAGCAUUCACCAACCAGCAAAUAGCCACGACUAGACCGUGCAAUGUCGAUGAUUACUUCGGCUGCGUUCGAGGUGUUGUACAAAAAUCGCUGGAAGAAGGCUCGAGAAGAGAAUGUCUUCCACCGUGUGAAUCUGUAGAUUAUGUUACUUGGCAGGAUUUGAACAGACUACCACAAAACCUGAUGCCAGCCCUGAUUGAGGGGCACGAAGAGGAGGAUGAAUCGGAUGUAGAACAGGAUGACAUCGAGGAAGAUAAAUAUCUGUCGCUUACGAACCGUACAGACGAGAAAUUUUUCCUUUGUGAAGAAAAUGCGUUCCUGGACUCAGUACAGGUGACCUAUAUCAAACGAGAUGCUCACCGAGCAUAUGAAAAACAGGCACGUCAUCAGGAUGACAUCUUUCUAAGGACAAAAAGGCGCAUUAUAAGGCUACGGACUGCUAUACAAAACGUUUCCGACUUGAAAUGGGGAUGGCACGGCGACGACUUUAUCGGAGUAUACGAACGACUAUCGAAGGAUGCUACGUGCUUUGCCAAUUUUACGGUCCGGCACGAGGCAAUAUCCUCUGUUAUGGAGAGCCGUCCGAGCCAUAGCGAAGAAAGACGCGCAAGCCAGAUUUUUUACUUGAUUGAUCCCAUGGCCCAUAGAGCAGAUCCAAGGAGGUUCAAAAGCAUAGGAGACUUGAAAAGAUUUUAUGGUGAUCGAGUCGAUGUUGCGUUGAGUGAACUGCAAGAUAUUGGGGAGACGGUCGACAAAAUGAUGAAAUUAUACUCACCAUCCACCUACCAAGCUGCAAUAAUGGGUGAAGCAGCCCGAAUGGACCGUGUUGUGGAGCUUAUGACACAGUACGAAACUGGCCGAUUGCAGCGUCGUGUAUGGGCUGAAAAAAUGCAAUCCAAGCAAAUGAGGCAUUUCUUUGAGGAUGAGUUCAAUGAGGGCUGGUAUCAACCAAUCAUCCACGAUAUAGAGCACUCGCUUCACAAGGUGAUCCAAGAAAUCGAAAAAGAAAAUUGGCCAAAAUUUCAGAGCUACGUGGCAAAUGGUAGUGGCAUUAAAACAGGAGCACUCCUCUUUUUCGACUCUGUCACCAAGGAAAACCAGGAGAAGUUCAAAGAUAUCAUCAAGGACAUGUACAACUGCACAACUGGGGAUGUAAAGAAAACAGCGAAUGAAAUGCUGAAAGAAUUCAAACGUCUCUAUCGUGAACUGCAGUCGUCGUAUACAAAUCUUUUCAAGAAGGAGCUGAAUGAGUACUUGGAGAAUUUUGAGUUUGGAACAAAGUUUGUAAGCGAAAAUUUCGCAAUGGUAAAUGUAUUCUUGCAACAAAUGCAUCUGGAACGAUGGAGUCAGGAUAAUACCUAUGGUUUCUGGAGUCUUGCUUUUCCUAAGCCACUGCCAAAAGUGGAUGGACGUCCGCGCAUUCCGUACGAUGAAACACCCAGAUUAAAAAGGAGGCUGGGAGACAUAGCUGAAGAUGACAGUGGUAUGGAAUCUUUUGGCGAUCCUACAGGAUGGAGCAAUACCUCAAAGCGCUCUCCAUCAUCUAUCGUCAAUCCCUUAGCGGACCUCCUUGACUCGGAAUCCCCGAAAUUCCGUCAGAAACAUGGCGUAGAGGGUGUCCCAAAGGCAAAGGCUUCACUGUCAGAGGAACGUCAAAACUCACAGGAAGAAGAUGUCUCCCAGAUGACAGAUUCACUUACAACCAUUACUCCGAAGUUGUUUGCAAGCCCUGCUGAACGUCAAACUACUCUAUGA